Molecule: messenger RNA, 3537 nt
Organism: Enterobius vermicularis (human pinworm)
Lineage: Eukaryota; Metazoa; Nematoda; Chromadorea; Rhabditida; Oxyuridae
Source: the annotation of a GenBank genome assembly
AUGAAUCAACAAACCGUAAGCACCGAAAAUGAUGCUGAUGAUUCGGAUUCUCUCAGUGACAAUACCGUAGUGACUCCAAAAAGAAUUUCACGACGAAGUGCUACGGUAUCUCCAGCAACUCGUAAUCGUCUAAGAAAUAAUUCAAAAACAAGACGUCGUUCAGACGCAAAUCUGUUCAUUCCAAUUCGAGGAUCGUCACAGAAAAUCUCUGCAGACAAAUCUCCGCUUUGUAUUGCAAAAGCAAAUCUUCGUAAAACGAACAGUUUACCCAGCGUAGAACAAUCACAACAAGCUCAUGUUCAAGCGAUUCGUCAGUUGCUGGAUACAUUUCCACUACAGGUCAAUAAUCAAAGUUCCAGUGCCCACGAUGUUUGGACGACACCGCGUCAAAGUGUAGUUCCAGAACCCGAAGAAUCCGACAGCGGUGAAGAUCUGAUGAACACAGACAUUGAGGAACUACGUGAGGCCGCCGAAAGUAUACAGUCAUUGCAAAGGGUUCUCAAGAUUCCAUCCGAACUUCCUCAAGCUCCAAUACCGGAAUCAGAUGCUAGUGAACGCACUAGUGGCACUGAAACUAUCACCGACCUCCUUCAGCGCUCGGGUAUAGCACCUCGAGCAGGAGCGCAUCCUCGAGGUGUAAUUCAGUUCCUUCCGUCUGUUAAACCUGCUCAGUUAAUGCCGGCGCUUGGUGAUUACCCAUGGGAUAAAUCUAAACGGAUUAAUGAGCCAGACAAAAAGUUGGCAAUAAUGCGGAGAAAAACAUCAGUUCCAGAAACUUAUAUGUCCUACAGUCAGAAUGCAUUUGGCAACGACAAAGUCACUGGUAGUCGGAAAAUGUCAAGUUCAUCAACCAGAAGAAUCAGAAGCAGUGAUGAGACAGAGAUGUACAACAGGAAGAAUUCGGACGUCCCAAAAAGCGUCGAUUCUUUGGCUGGUGUUAGCAGAUUCUCUAAACUAUUAAGAUCAUUAAGGUCUUCCAGGCAAAGUUCUCCUGAGCCACAGACGUCAAUGUCUUGGAAACCAUUAGUGCUGAAUGAGAAAUCACAGCAUCAAAGGCAACAACCAAUUUACCAAGCCGAUCUUCUACUUUGGAAACGUAGGUCUCGGGCAUCGUUGCGAAGGCAUACUGAUAUCCGAAAUAUGGCUAUUCGAGAGCUGCAUGACACCGAGAAAACUUUUGUUGAAACCUUAGAAUACCUAGUUCAAAAGUACAUGAGACCUCUCCGACAGCCAUUAGAAUGUUCACUGAUCGACCCAGCGUUGGCAGAUAAAAUAUUUUACAAGAUACCUGAAAUUUUGGCUCAUCAUCAACAUUUCUUAGCUGCACUCAGUGAGCGUUUGGAAGAUUUUCCGGCUGAACCGCAAAUUGGAGACGUAUUACUUUCCCAUUUCCGGAAACAGUCGAUGGUUGAGACGUAUAUUGCUUUUGUUGAUAACUUCAAAUACGCGAAACAAAGCAUUGCUCAAGCGCGGCUUAAGCCAGCAUUUGAUAAAUAUUACAUGCGAUGCUGUCGCGAGCACCACAACAAGCUCGAUCUCGACUCAUUUAUUAUAGCACCAAUACAACGGGUACCUCGUUAUGAGCUCAUUAUUAAGCAAAUAUUAAAGCACACUUCAGUGGAACAUCCUGAUUAUGAAAAUCUUGUCAUUGCUCAAAAGCACAUUCAUGAAUUAGCAGCAAAGAUAAACAAACAGAAAGAAGAAAGUGAGGAAAUGGAACAACGUCUGCGGGAGAUUGAGGCCAUCGUUGAUGGACUAGAUGAUUUAGUGACGACUGGCAGAUCAUUUAAUCGCUAUGAUGUUGUAAAUAUUGUGACUACAAAUGGCAGUAAACAAAGAUGCUUAUUCUUGAUGUCUGAUCAACUAAUUGUAACCAGCGUUCGAAGGAAAUCACCGUCUGCAAGAAGCUUCCGGAGCAUACCUUCAACGAUUAGAACAGGAGAUUUUUUGGAAAGUAACCGCUUUAAACUACUAUUCAAAAUAUCGCUGGAUGACGUUGAAAUCGGGAAAGAAACUCUUUCGCUUCUGCAGCAAACUGAGUUGCGUAUUCGAAAUACCCAAGAGGAUUUAAACAUCAUCAACAAAAUGAUUGAACUUUCAAAGUUGCUGAGGGAAGAACAUAAGGAAAUAACCGAUUCGCUGGAUCACAUGCGUACGUCAACGAUGCAUGAAGUUAGAAUACUACAAGACCAGCUAGUUUCCGAUCAGGAGCUUACUACGGUUCAUCUACAAGUCACUACAAUAAAUGGUGUUGAACCGUUAACACUGCAUUUCCCGAACGCUGAGAAAAGAGCAUCAUGGGAGAAAGCUUUGUUUUCUGUGGCUUCUCCAACUUUGGGGAAAAAUGCUGAUGGGGCGCCGAAUGUUUGGGUUUGUACCGGGGACAAAUUCUCUGGACAAAUUGCGGUAAUUAAUGUUAAUGGAGAACCAACAAUUGAAAAUAGCACCGGUAUUGGUAAUUCAGCUAUUAUGGCUAUCUGCCCUGUACCUGCUCCCAGAAAAAGACGAAAAUAUUCUUUGGCUCAGAAGAAAGGGGUAGAUCAGCCAGGUUUAGACCUUGAAAGUAGUUCGUCAGAAACUGAGGAAUCUGACAAAGAGUCCUCACGGCGAAACAUACAAUCGACUGUUUGGCUGGGUAAUGACGACGGAGAGAUUUUCGUCUUCAACUUCUUAGAUAACGUGAGAUUAAAAGCACGAGAGAAAUGUACCCGACUACCAUUGCCUAUAGAUGAUAUUAUAUAUAUUGAUGAGCGGGUGUUUGUUUCCCUGUCAUCCAACUCCCAUGCUCAGCUUAUUUAUUUUCAACGGAGUAAAGAUGGUAACUGGGAUUUGGAUAAGCCAACUCCAGUACAGCUGGAACUGAAAACCCGGCUGAAACCAAUGUUGUCCGUCGUUUCUCGUCUAUGUGCAGCAUCUGGUAAUUCGCUCUACCUCAUCAAUCCAUACUCACUAAAUAUUGAGAAGCAAACAGAAAUCAGCAGCCAUACAGCAGAAACAGUAGGCUACAUGGCAGCACACGGUUCCACGAUUUUUAUAUCUAUGGUUAAAUCCUCAAUCAUCAAAAUCAUCAAUGCUUUUACGCUAGAAUGCGUUUUUGAGUUCAGCAUUUCACAUGUUAUCAACAAAGUGCUAUCUACUCGAGAAGACAUUAUACGACAACACAAAAUGGGGUGUUUGCGAAUUUCUGCACUUUUAUGCUGUAAAAAUAUGCUGUGGAUUGGCACUUCAUCAGGAAUCAUUUUGAAUAAAAACGUGAGUGGUACUAGAAACUGCGAAUGGACAGCAUCAUUAAACGUAGUCCAAGGUGGCCACGUUGGUCCUUGUCGAUUCUUAACCGCAGUUAACGUUUCGUCUUCUACUGCUCUCUACGACAUGCGUCGUCGAAGAAUGUCGUUGAAUGCUCCAUCCUUACAGCAAAUUGAUCAGAUGUUAGUCAUCAGCGGUGGUGAAGGAUUUGAUAGCAUGGAAAAUGAAAUUAGAGAUGAACAAACUGGUAAUGACGAUGCCAUCAACUAUUUGUUGUUUUGGACCGUAUAG